UGGUUCUGUAAUGUGAUUGACCUUAGUAACAUGAGCUUAAUAGUGUUCAACUCAAAUUAAUUUUCUUUCACAGCUGACGUCAGAGCUGAGACAAUGAAGUGGGCCGUUAUUGUUUGUGCCAUGGUGGCACUGUCUGAGUGCCUCAUCCAGGUCCCUCUAGAGAAGGGUAAGACAGCCAGGGAGACCCUGGAGGAGCAGGGUCUGUGGGAGCAGUACAGACUUAAGUACCCAUACAACCCUAUGGCCAAGUUUGAUGACCGCUUUGCCGUGGCCAACCAGCCCAUGACCAACGAUGCUGAUCUGAGUUACUUUGGAAAAAUUUCCAUUGGAACUCCUCCUCAGUCCUUCAAGGUCAUCUUUGACACUGGCUCGUCCACCUUUUGGGUUCCCUCAGUCUACUGCACCAGUCCAGCCUGUGAGAGCCAUAAAGAGUAUGAUCCUGCCAUGAGCAGCACCUACGUAAAAAAUGGCCAACCUCUUAGUAUCCGCUAUGGCACUGGCAGCAUGACUGGCAUUCUUGGAUAUGACACUGUGACGGUGGGUGGGCUCGCUGUAAGGAACCAGAUCUUCGGCUUGAGCAAGACAGAGGCUGACUUCAUGAAGUACUUGCGUGCUGAUGGUAUCCUGGGUCUGGCAUACAAAGGCCCGUCUGCUACUAGCGCUACACCUGUCUUUGACAACAUGAUGAGUCAGGGCCUUGUCGACCAGGACCUCUUCUCUGUGUACUUGAGCCAUAAACCUGAGAAAGGAAGUGUGGUGACCUUCGGUGGUAUUGACCCCAACCACUACUCUGGUUCCAUCAGCUGGAUUCCCCUUUCAGUGGUGCGGUUUUGGCAGAUCACAGUGGACAGUAUUACUAUCAAUGGUCAGGUUGUGGCUUGUGAUGGUGGUUGCCAGGCUAUUGUUGACACUGGCACUUCUUCGAUUGUCGGACCUCAGAGUGGCAUCAGUAAUAUCAACCAGCUAGUGGGAGCUACCUUCAACCAGCAGCAGCAGGGAUAUACGGUCAACUGUGACAACAUUGCCCAAAUGCCAGAUGUGAUCAUCCAUACCAACGGACAGGAAUUCACCCUCCCAAGCUCUGCCUAUGUUCGCCAGACUAAACACUACGGCUGCCUUUCUGGCUUUGACAGUGCAGGAAACGGCCUGUGGAUCCUGGGUGAUGUCUUCAUCAGAGAGUACUACUCCAUCUUUGACAGAGCCAAUAACAGGGUCGGUCUGGCCAAGGCUAGAUAA
Messenger RNA from Centropristis striata (black sea bass), 1236 nucleotides. RefSeq names its product pepsin A-like. Bases 94 to 1236 code for a protein of 380 amino acids. The transcript has 9 exons. Lineage: Eukaryota; Metazoa; Chordata; Actinopteri; Perciformes; Serranidae. Gene Ontology annotation, biological process: proteolysis. The record is from RefSeq and is a predicted model, not a curated record. Gene Ontology annotation, molecular function: aspartic-type endopeptidase activity.